AUGCCUUUUUUAGACAAGUGCUGUGUCGAAAAUUGUAUGGGAAUAUCUAAAAGUAGAUUUAGUGUUCCUAAACUUUCCCAUGAAAAAUGGGAAAAAGCUUUAGGAAAAGUUUUAAAUAAAAGGUCUAGAGUUUGUGGAGACCACUUUGAGCCACAAGACAUUAUAAAUACUUGGGUAUCAGGCGAAGGAAGUAGCAAGUACACCGUAAGUAUAAUUAAUAUAAAAUAAUUAACUUAUAUAAUACAUAUUAAAAUAUAGGUAAGAUCCUACAAUAUCUUUAUUGCCUAAUUAAUAAAAAAAAAACCUAAAUUGUAUUAUUUUUAAAUUGUGUACAAGAUAUGUUUAAAAAAGCCUCGUUUGAGAUCUGGAGCUGUACCACUAUUAAGCAACUGCUCAAAUGAAAACAUUAUAAGUGAAAUUGAAAAAUCAUAUUGUGAAGAUACAUCUAUUGCUUCUAGUUUAUGUGCUCAAGAUAUAUCAUAUAUUCACAGUUCUUCUAGUGAAAAUCAAUCAAAUGAAAUGGAAAAAUCUAAUUCAUGUUGCGAAGAUAUAUCCAUUGCUUCUAAUAGCUCAUGUGCUAAAGAUAUAUCCUAUAUUAGCAGUUCUAUGAGUCAAAAUCAAACCAGUGAAAUGGAAAAAUCAAAAUCAUUUUAUGAUAAUAUUUCAAAAGAAACAGUUAAAAGCUUUACUCAAGAUUCUUGUUAUGAACCUAUAUUUGAUGUCCUCACAAAAAAAAAAACUGUUAUACAAUUGCCACAUAAUUGGUCUCAAGAUCUUUCCAUGAAUGAGUUUGAUGAAAAAUUAACCGUUUCAUUUUUUAAACUAGGAAAUUUUAAUACUAACUACCAACGUAAUAUAGAAAAACAGUUGAUAGUUACUGAAGAUUCACAUCUUAUAGUUCAAGUUCAUAAUGAAAAUGUGUCUCUUGAUCAACAAACAACUUUAUUUCCUCCAAUAUUAAAUAGAAACAUAUCCAUUGAAAACAUUGAAGAAAUCAUUAAUAUCUUUGAUUCAGUGAAUAUUUGUUAUGGAGCAGUUCUAGCAAGUAAAUAUCCACAUAUUAAAGCUUCAUUUGGCCAUCAAUACCAAUAUGAAAAUGGUUAUUGGAAACAUUCAAAAUGUUUAAAAAUCAUUUCAGAUAAUGGUUCUAGUUGUUUAUGGUGUAAGAGAUUGAAGUUUUCAAUAAGAAAAAAACUUAAUCAAAUUACUAAAAAAAAAACAAUAAAAGUUUAUUUUUCGCCACUAAAAAAGGCAGCUAUGCAAAAAUUAAAUAAAUCAAGAAGAAAAAUGAGGCAGAAAAUCAGUAGAGCAAAUAAAAAAAUCUCACAGUUGCAGUUAGAUAUAAAUGAAGCACAAAAUAAAAUAAAUGAAAUUUCAGAAAUUGACUUAUCAAAAUUAAUUGAAGAUUCUAAAAUUCCAAAAUGUCAAUCAUCUUUAUUGCAUGAAAUUUUUGCAGCAGCCAAGUAUAAAAAUGCUAAAAGUAGACGUUAUUCCGAAAGUUGGAUUAUUCUUUGUCUUCUAUUUCAGAUACGGUCUCCAUCAGGUUAUAAUUUUUUAAGAAGACAAAACUUGUUACCGUUACCUUGUGUUGAAACCAUCCGCAAACAUUUAUUGGCAGUUAAGCAUGAAUGUGGAUUUGACUUGGGGUUUUUUAAACUGUUAAAAAAAAAAUUUGAAGAAAAAUCCCAACAACAAAAGAAAGGUGUUCUACUUUUGGACGAAAUUUUCUUGAGAACAAGUCUUGAUGUGAAAACUCGAACACUAACAUAUAGUGGUUUGGAAGAUUUUGGAGGAGAUAUUGAAAGUAAAAUUGGAAGUUCAGAAUUAUCAGAUCAUGCCCUAGUAUUUAUGUUCCAGAGUUUAGCAGACAAUGUGACACAACCUAUAUCUGUCUUUGCCUCAAAAGGUCCAGUUAAAGGAGUAGAUUUGGCACAGUUAAUAAUAAAAGCGAUUAUUUUAUUGGAAGAUGCAGGUCUACAAGUAAUGGCACUCACUUGUGAUGGAGCCUCAACUAAUAAAACAAUGUUAAAACAAUUUGGAGUCAGUGGUAAACGCGCAGAUUUAAAAAAUUAUUUUUCCAACCCUUAUGAUGGGAAUAGAAAUGUGUAUGUUUUUUCUGAUGCACCUCAUAUCAUUAAAAAUAUCAGAAAUCGAUUGUUCCAAAAUAAACAAUUAAAGGCAAUUAUUACAAAAUAUUUAUUCAAUUCAACCAACUAUAUAUGAUAUAUCUAUAACCAUUGAUUUUGGAAUAGAUUAUCAAUGCAAAACUUAUUAAACAUGAAAUUUGAUGUUAAUUAUUUAAUUAUUUCUAGUUACAUCCGUCUAAUAGUUUUAUAAAAUGG
Molecule: messenger RNA, 2342 nt
Organism: Metopolophium dirhodum (rose-grain aphid)
Lineage: Eukaryota; Metazoa; Arthropoda; Insecta; Hemiptera; Aphididae
Source: RefSeq, a predicted model, not a curated record